GGGCCGGGCUCAGACCAGCAGACCCCGAGGCCCACCUGCCGCUCCCGCGCAGAGAAGUUCUGGACGAGGGGCGAGGGGCCCAUCUUCUUCUACACCGGCAACGAGGGCGACGUGUGGUCCUUCGCCAACAACUCGGGGUUCCUCGUGGAGCUGGCGGCCCAGGAGCGCGCUCUGGUAGUUUUUGCGGAGCACCGGUACUACGGGAAGUCGCUGCCCUUCGGCCCGCAGUCCACGCGGCGAGGCCGCACUGAACUGCUGACCAUAGAGCAGGCGCUGGCCGACUUCGCGGUCCUGCUGCAGGCGCUGCGGGCCAGCCUCGGAGUCCAGGACGCGCCCGCCAUCGCCUUUGGUGGCAGUUAUGGGGGCAUGCUGAGCGCCUACAUGCGGAUGAAGUACCCACACCUUGUGGCUGGGGCCUUGGCAGCCAGUGCGCCCUUGGUGGCUGUUGCAGGCCUUGGGGACCCCUACCGGUUCUUCCAGGAUGUCACCGCUGACUUUGAGGGACAGAGCCCCAAGUGUGCCCAGGCCGUGCGGGACGCGUUCCGGCAGAUCAAGGACUUGUUCCUGCAGAAAGCCUACCGCACUGUCAGCCAGGAGUUCGGCACCUGCCAGCUGCUCUCCAGCCAGGACCUGGCACAGCUAUUUGAGUUUGCACGCAACGCCUUCACCGUGCUGGCAAUGAUGGACUACCCGUACCCCACGGACUUCCUGGGCCCCUUGCCAGCCAACCCUGUCAAAGCUGGCUGUGAACGGCUGCUGACUGAAAACAGGAGCAUCUUGGGGCUCAGUAGGCUGGUGGGACUGGUGUACAAUGCUUCGGGCACCACUCCCUGCUACGACAUUUUCCAGCAGUACCGCAGCUGUGCAGACCCCACUGGCUGCGGCCUGGGCCCCGACUCAGAGGCCUGGGACUACCAGGCCUGCACUGAGAUCAACCUGACCUUUGGCAGCAACAAUGUAACUGACAUGUUCCCGGAGCUGGCCUUCACGGAGCCGCUGCGCAGGCAGUACUGCCUACACACGUGGGGCGUGGAACCCAGGCCUGAUUGGUUGUGGACCAGUUUUUGGGGAGCAGACCUCAAAGCUGCCAGCAACAUCAUCUUCUCCAAUGGUGACCUGGACCCCUGGACUGGGGGUGGGAUACGGACCAAUCUGAGCACUUCGGUCAUUGCGGUCACCAUUCAGGGGGGAGCGCACCACCUUGAUCUCAGAGGGUCCAACCCAGCGGACCCCCCGUCUGUCGUGGCGGCUCGGAGGCUCGAAGCCACAGUCAUCCAUCAGUGGGUGAAGACGGCCAGGCGGGAGCAGCGCUCGAGGCCCAGGGCCGAGGGCCGGCCCCCGUCCAGUUCUUGAGACCACUCAGGGGAGGAGCCUCGGGCGCUACAGCAGCAGGAAACCACACCUCCCUCAGGCCUGUGCGUGUCUCCGAGGCCCCUGAACAGAGUGGGUGGCAGUAUGGUGCAGAGCACCUUUCUUCUGCCACCCCUGGGGGCUCCAAGGUGGCAUGGGCUCCCUGUCCAACCUCCCUCCACAAAACAACACUCCAACGAUCUGUGAGAUGAUGUGGGAGGGAGCAGGCUAAGUAAAGGGAGUGAACCAGUCAGAA
Echinops telfairi (small Madagascar hedgehog) is the source of this 1606-nucleotide messenger RNA. RefSeq names its product dipeptidyl peptidase 7 (gene DPP7). NCBI's taxonomy places the organism in Eukaryota, Metazoa, Chordata, Mammalia, Afrosoricida, Tenrecidae. The annotation marks the transcript as partial. The transcript has 11 exons. Gene Ontology annotation, molecular function: dipeptidyl-peptidase activity; serine-type exopeptidase activity. The record is from RefSeq and is a predicted model, not a curated record. Gene Ontology annotation, biological process: proteolysis. Gene Ontology annotation, cellular component: vesicle.